CUGCCUUAUCGGUUCGCUCUGUGCUUAGAGAAGAAAAUCCGUUGUUGUGAAGAGGAAGAAAGACGCCAGACACUCGGGGAAACGAAAACCAUUUGAGUGCGACUUUUAAAACCCCAUUUUUGCGGGUCGUUGUUUUUCCAACAUUCUCUGUUUCCUGGUUUUGUCCAGCUAAAAUGGCUUGUGGAGCAACAUUAAAGCGGUCGAUGGAGUUCGAGGCCCUCCUCAGUCCUCAGUCUCCAAAGCGGCGACGCUGCAAUCCACUACCGGGGACUCCUGGCACUCCGUCCCCGCAAAGAUGCAGCCUCCGUCCCCCGGUUGACAGCCCUUCGCAUUCGAUGUCGCCUCCAGCCAUAGGUGGCGAACACAGGCUUACACCAGAGCAAAUCUUCCAGAACCUUCGACAGGAAUACAGUCGGAUCCAGAGGCGGCGGCAGCUGGAAGGAGCGUUCAACCAGAGUGAAGCCUGUAGCUCCAGUGACGCCCCCAGCCCCAGUUCAUCCCCCCACCCUCCCAGCUCCCCCCCAGGCUCCUCAAGGAAGGACCAGCCCUCGUUCACGCUGAGGCAGGUCAGCUACCUGUGUGAGCGCCUGCUCAAAGACCACGAGGAGAAGAUCCGGGAGGAGUACGAACAGAUUCUUAACACAAAACUUGCAGAACAAUAUGAAUCUUUUGUGAAAUUCACACAAGACCAGAUCAUGCGAAGAUACGGAGCCCGACCUGCUAGUUACGUCUCCUGAACUCUUAUGGACUAAGAUUCCGACUUCCUGUCACCAGACGGCUGCUCUGUCACUGGCCCCCUCCACCUUUUAUUUCCCUCUCCUUCUCCAUCACAAUGUCGGGUGCCAUGGUUUAUCUUCUCUGUUUUUAUUUACUUGAAAACUGUCAUCGCUGGCCAAACGUCAGAAUCUGAAAGAAGAAAAACAAUGUUUGAGGCCUGUUCCUUUUUAUUAACUUCCCCGUCUCCCCCCCCCCUCUCCCUCUGGUCUUCCUUUUUUUAUAUGCUCCUCCAUUAAACUCCUUCUAAACGCAGACCUGAGACAAAACUGUGCCAGUGCUGUAGAAAAAGCUUGUUGGCUCAAAUCGUCACUCUGUAACCUUCCAGCAGCUGUAUUUAAUAUUUCCAGCCCCCCACCCCACUCCACCAUGUUCCUGCGGCUCGUGCCCACCCACCCCUCUCCUCCUCCUCCUCCUCUUCUUCACACCUCUUUACUCGAAUGUAGAUUUUGAAAAAAUAAAUAAAAGUUCUGUGAUUAACCUC
Cynoglossus semilaevis (tongue sole) is the source of this 1258-nucleotide messenger RNA. It is a transcript of the gene akirin1, whose product is annotated as akirin 1. Lineage: Eukaryota; Metazoa; Chordata; Actinopteri; Pleuronectiformes; Cynoglossidae. Bases 174 to 737 code for a protein of 187 amino acids. The transcript is spliced from 5 exons. The record is from RefSeq and is a predicted model, not a curated record. Gene Ontology annotation, cellular component: nucleus; chromatin. Gene Ontology annotation, biological process: positive regulation of transcription by RNA polymerase II; positive regulation of myoblast differentiation; positive regulation of lamellipodium assembly. Gene Ontology annotation, molecular function: transcription coregulator activity.